Trichomonas vaginalis G3 is the source of this 480-nucleotide messenger RNA. Its product is annotated as regulation of response to stimulus. The transcript has a single exon. The record is from RefSeq and is a predicted model, not a curated record. Lineage: Eukaryota; Parabasalia; Trichomonadida; Trichomonadidae. The coding region runs from base 1 to 480 and encodes 159 amino acids.
AUGUACUUCACAAUCGACAACAAUGCUCUUUUCGAUAAGAAUAAGACAGUACUCGUCUGCUUCCCUCCUGCAUCACCAUACAAGUUCUUCUAUAUCCCAUCUACAAUCAGAAAUAUCUCAGCAGGUGCAUUCCUUGGAUGCAAGAACCUUGUCAACAUCCUCAUCCCAGAUAACUCUGUCGAAACUAUCUACCGCUAUGCAUUUGCAGAUUGUACAUCUCUCACCCACAUCAACAUCCCUAUUUGUGUUAAAACUAUCCAGACACAUGCAUUCUCUAACUGCAUCCAUCUCACGUGUGGCAUUGACAUAGAGAACACAACAGAAUCAUUUCUUGAACAUCUUUAUCUAGAAUGUCAUCUUAAUCGAGACUCUAUCAAAUCAUGUAGCAUCAUCACAUGCAAGAAGUCCAAUCAUUACCGAUAUUUUACAUCCUUCUAUGUCUUCACACUUAGUGAAGGUACUGAACUCGGUUUAUUUUGA